Molecule: messenger RNA, 4362 nt
Organism: Lodderomyces jiufengensis
Lineage: Eukaryota; Fungi; Ascomycota; Pichiomycetes; Serinales; Debaryomycetaceae
Exons: 1
Coding region: 1-4362 (1453 amino acids)
Biological process (GO): transmembrane transport
Cellular component (GO): plasma membrane
Molecular function (GO): ATP hydrolysis activity; ATP binding; ABC-type xenobiotic transporter activity
Source: RefSeq, a predicted model, not a curated record
AUGGACGAUACAAGUUCAUUAGAAUUUGGUGAUAAUUUAUACAAACCACAAAGGAGACUAUUAACAUUUUUAUUCAAACAUUUGAAUUAUCCAAUACCAAGUGAUAAUGAAAGAAAAUUACAUCCAAGACAAGCAAGUAAUUUUAUUUUUAAAAUUUUCUUUUGGUGGGCAACUCCAUUAAUGACAGUUGGAUAUACAAGAACUUUACAACCAAAUGAUUUAUGGAUUUUAACUGAUGAUUUAAAAUUAGAAAGUAAUUAUGAAAUCUUUGAUAUGUAUCUUGAUAUGGAAAUUGCAAGAGCUUCAAUGGCUCAUAUUGAACAAAAAUGUAAAGAAAGAGGCGAAACAAUUGAGAAUUCAUCAGUACUGAGAGAAGAAGAUUUAAAAGAUUUUAAAUUAACUGCUAAAAAUAUUGCUAUUGUUAUUUUUCUAACAUUAAAAAGAGAUAUCAUAAAAAGUGUUAUAAUAGCAGUUAUUGCAUUAACAUGUUGGGCUGUUGUACCAUUAUUAACUAAACGUUUAAUUAAUUUUGUUGAAGAAAAAACUUUAGGAAUUGUAUCAAAAGUAGGGAAAGGUAUUGGAUUUUCAUUUGGAGUUGUUGCUAUAAUGUUUUUAAGUACUAUUUUAUUCAAUCAUUUUAUGUAUAUUGGAUCAGUUAUGGGUGCAAAAGUUAAAGCUAUUUUAACAAAAGCUAUACUAGAUAAAUCAUUUAAAUUGAAUGCCGAAUCAAGACAUAGAUUCCCUCAAGGUAAAAUCACAAGUUUGAUAACUACUGAUUUAUCAAGAAUUGAAAUUGCAUGUUUAUUGCAACCUUUGUUGAUAUGUUUACCCGUUCCAAUUAUUAUUGCCAUAGUUAUUUUAAUUGUAAAUAUUAAAGUCUCAGCUGUUAUUGGUAUUGUUGUUUUCGUUUUAUUUUUGGGUGUAAUUUCAAUUGGUGCUAAAAAAUUAUUCGAAUAUAGAGACAUUGUUAGUAAAAUAACAGAUAAAAGAGUUAAUUUAAUGAAAGAAAUAUUAAAUAAUUUAAAAAUGAUCAAAUAUUAUUCAUGGGAACAUCCUUAUCAUAGAAAUAUAAUGAAAGUAAGAGGUGAAGAAAUUGAUCUUAUAUUAAAAAUUCAAACAUUAAGAAACAUUAUCUUUUCAUUAGCAAUGACAUUAACCGGUAUAUGUGCAAUGAUUGCUUUUAUUAUUUUAUAUGCUAUUCAAGGUUCAACUUCUAGUCCAGCUACUAUGUUUUCGUCAGUUACGUCUUUUGAAAUUUUAGGAAUGAUGGUUUUUUUCAUACCUCAAGUAUUGUCAACUACUGUGGAUAUGGUGAAUGGGUUUAAAAGAAUUGGUGCGUUAUUAGCAGCUCCAGAAGAUCAAAAGUACGAAGGAUAUCAUCAGGUAGAAGAUAAAAGUAACGACGACGCAGUGAUAUUAUCUGAUGCUACUUUCAAAUGGGAUGUUUUCAGUGAUGAUGAAGAAGAUGAAGAUGAAGAUGAUGAAGAGAAAAAGAAAGAGAAAAAGGAGAAAGAGAGAUUGGAAAAGAAAGCUAACAAAAAGCAUUGGUGGAAAUCAUCAAAAUCCAAAAAAAGUGAUAAAGCGAGUGAAGUUGUUAAAUUGGAGAAACUCGAGUCAAGAACCUCCAACAAGAAAAAUAAAGAUGAUGAAAAUGAUGAAGAAAGUGUAAAUUUCACUGGAUUCAAUGAUCUUAAUUUAGAAAUAAAGAAGGGAGAAUUUGUAGUAAUCACUGGUGUAAUUGGAUCAGGUAAAACUUCAUUAUUAAAUGCGAUAGCCGGAUUUAUGAGAUGUGAUACUGGUACGAUAGAUAUAAAUGGUUCCUUAGUCUUAUGUGGUACACCAUGGAUUCAAAACAAUACUAUUAGAGAAAAUAUCACAUUUGGUACACCAUUUGAUCAAAAAUUUUAUGAUGAAACUAUUUAUGCAUGUGCAUUAAAUGUUGAUAUAAAUAAUUUAGAAGGUGGUGAUUAUACAGAAGUUGGUGAAAAAGGAAUAACAUUAUCAGGAGGUCAAAAGGCAAGAAUUAAUUUAGCUAGAGCUGUUUAUGCUGAUAAAGAUAUUAUAUUGAUGGAUGAUGUAUUAAGUGCUGUUGAUGCUCGUGUUGGCAAACAUAUCUUGAGUCAUUGUUUAUUGGGUAUUUUGAAAGAAAAAACAAGAGUCUUGGCAACUCAUCAAUUAUCAUUGAUAGGUCAAGCUGAUAGAAUUAUAUUUUUAAAUGGUGAUGGAAGUAUAAAUAUUGGACAAAUGGAUGAUUUAUUAGAAACCAACACAGAAUUUAAUAAUUUAAUGAAACAUAGUAAAUUUGAAGCUGAAGAAAAAGAAGACGAAGUAGAAGAUUCAGUUGAAGAAAUUGUUGAAGAAAUAGAUUUAGGUAGUGAAAAAGGUAAAUCAUUAGUUCCAAAAUAUUCUCAUAGAAGACAAGAUUCAACUCAAGAAUUAACUAGAAGAAGAACUAAUAUAGAAUUGAUUUCAUCUAAUGAAGAUGAAGAAUAUAAAGAUUACAACCAUAACAAAGAUAAAUCAAAGGGUAAAAUUAUAACAGAAGAAGAAAGAGCAAUUAAUAGUAUCAAAUGGGAUAUUUAUAGUAACUAUUUGAAAUAUGGUUCUGGAUUUUUAAAACCAAUUGGAUUCAGUAUUGUAUUUGUUAUAUUAUUAACCCUUUCAACAUUCCUUGAAAUUUUUACAAAUACUUGGUUAUCAUUUUGGGUUGCACAAAAAUUCCCACAUAGAUCAAAUGGAUUUUAUAUUGGACUUUAUGUUAUGUUUAAUAUUUUAUGGGUUGUCAUGUUAACUUGUACUUUUAUAUUUUUAGUCACUGGUACUACAAUCUCAUCAAAGAACUUGAACAUAUUGGCUAUUAAUAGAGUAUUACAUGCACCAAUGGCAUUUAUGGAUAUUACACCAAUGGGAAGAAUCUUGAAUAGGUUCACUAAAGAUACAGAUGCAUUAGAUAAUGAAAUUACUGAGAAUAUGAAAAUGUUUUUCCAAUCCAUUGCUAAAAUGAUUGGUGUAUUUGUAUUAUUAAUUAUUUAUUUACCUUGGUUUGCUUGUGCAUUACCUAUUAUAUUUAUUUUAUUUUUUUGUAUUGCUAAUUUUUAUCAAGCUUCAAAUAGAGAAGUUAAGAGAUUAGAAGCUAUUUUAAGAUCAUUUGUUUAUAAUAAUGUUACUGAAGUAUUAAGUGGGAUGAACACCAUUAAGGCGUUCAAUGAACAAAAUAGAUUUGCUUUGUUAAGUAAUGAUUUGUUGAACAAGGCAAAUGAAGCUACUUUUACCGUUAAUGCUAAUCAAAGAUGGUUAGGUAUUCAAUUAGAUAUGUUAGCAAAUGGUGUUUUGUUGCUUGUUUCAUUACUCUGUGUGAACAGAGUGUUUCAUAUAAAUGCAGCUGCCGUGGGAUUAUUAAUGACUUAUACUUUACAAGUUACUGGUGAAUUAAAUAAUUUAGUUAGAACUUUUACACAAGUUGAAAAUGAUAUGAAUUCAGUUGAAAGAAUUAUUCAUUACGCGUUGAAUUUAGAUCAAGAAGCUGGUUAUGAUUCUGGUAAGAUAACUACUUCAAAUUGGCCUGGUGAUGGAUCAAUUGAAUUUCAACAAGUUAAUAUGAAAUAUAGACCUGGAUUACCAUUAGUUUUAAAAGAUUUAUCCUUACAAAUAAAACCACAGGAGAAGAUUGGAAUAUGUGGAAGAACAGGAGCUGGUAAAUCUUCAAUCAUGACUGCAUUAUACAGAUUAUCAGAAUUAGAUUCAGGUAAAAUUUUAAUAGAUGGUGUUGAUAUUUCUUCACUAAACCUUAAUGAAUUAAGAUCUCAAUUAUCGAUCAUACCACAAGAUCCUGUAUUGUUUAAUGGUACUAUCAGAUCCAAUUUAGAUCCAUUCAAAGAAAAAAAUGAUGAAGUAUUAUGGGAAUCUUUAAGAAGAUCCGGUUUAUUGACUACUGAAGAAAUUUCAAAAGCUAAACUUAUACCAAAAGAUGCUGAAGAAUUACCAAAAUUUCAUUUAUAUCAAUCAGUUGAAGAUGAAGGUGAAAAUUUUUCAUUAGGAGAAAGACAAUUGAUAUCAUUUGCAAGAGCAUUAGUUCGUGAUUCAUCAAUAUUAUUCUUAGAUGAAGCUACUUCAAGUAUAGAUAUUAGUGCUGAUAAAUUAAUUCAAGAAACCAUACGAUCAGAGUUCAAGGAGAAGACAAUUUUAACCAUUGCUCAUAGAUUACAUACAAUUAUUAAUUAUGAUAAGAUAUUGGUAAUGGAUAAAGGAACUUUAAAAGAAUUUGAUACUCCAUGGAAUUUGUUUAAUGCUGAAGGGUCAGUUUUUAGGGAGAUGUGUGAAAAAUCAAACAUUGUUGCUGAGGACUUUGAGAAGAGAGGUUGA